Molecule: messenger RNA, 1287 nt
Organism: Aspergillus neoniger CBS 115656
Lineage: Eukaryota; Fungi; Ascomycota; Eurotiomycetes; Eurotiales; Aspergillaceae
Exons: 7
Coding region: 280-1287 (335 amino acids)
Source: RefSeq, a predicted model, not a curated record
CAGCACGGCACACUCAACAUUGCAUUAUGUAAUUGACUGGAUCCAUCGUCCAAGAGUUUCAAAGACGGUCCCAGUGAAGCCGAAUGCUCUCAUUCCAAGGAACACGGCUGAAGCUAACAGCUGUGGUCUUGGCCCUGUGCGCAAUUAAACGAUGAAAUUCCCUCACCCUUUCAAGGUCCUCUUGCUUCGACAAUAGUUGCAGGCUGCAGAUGCGUGAAACUGUCGCAGUAGCAGUCUGGGACCUCUAAUGGCAGAUGAAAAGUCAAGUUUCAGGUGGCGAUGAAUGCACGAUCCGAUUCCGAUGUCCCGUACAACGGCGACGCGUUGAUAGGCGUGUCCGUUGCGAUUGCCGUUGUUCAGAUCGUGGUGGUUAUAGCACGCUUUUAUACACGACGACGCCUGCAACAGCUGGCCUUUGCUCUCGACGAUUAUCUUAUUCUUCUGGCAUUGAUCGCCAGUUUAGGCCAGUCGGCUUUGUACAUUAUCUUGGUCAAACUCGCAGGAGUCGGACAUCACAUGGAAUAUGUCGAAGAGACGCCUGAAAAGCUGGUGAUUUUGGAGAAGGGCCUGUACGCCAACGGAAUUCUCGACUUCCCAUUCACAGUCACCCCAGCCAAGAUAUCCAUUCUGGUCUUCUACCUCCGGAUCUUCACCACUCGAUCCUUCAAAAUAAUGGCCUACAUAGUCGGCACCAUCGUGCUCGGACACGGCCUCGGCAUCCUAUUUGCAGCCAUCUUCCAGUGCUGGCCGAUAGCAUACGUCUGGGACAAAACCAUCGAAGGAGGAUCGUGCUUCAAUCAACUGGCGUUUCUACCGCUACGGAAGUUAGCUUUAACAGGAGUAUUCCUUCUCGGCAGUUUAGGAACCGUAGCCAGUAUUCUACGAAUGACAAUCUUCUUCCAAGAAAACGCCACGACCGACCCAACCUGGACAUCCACCAACCUCGGCAUCUGGACCAUCCUAGAAGGCGGUAUCAUCAUCAUCGCCGCCUGUCUCCCGCCCAUUUGGCCAUUGAUCAUGCGGAUACUCCCUCAACAGCUACGCAGCAAGGGAUCCUCGCAGACUCCGCAGCGCUACUACCAGCGCCGCUACCCGACUAAUCAGGCCAAUGGCAAGACUCCGGAGGGAUUCUCCCGACUCGGAGAUAACAGUCAGUCGCGCGGAUCGCAUGUCCCGUCGCUGGGAAGUCAGACGAUUGUGGCGCGUGAAUCUGAGUAUUAUUCAGAGAAUAUCUCAUUGGAGGAGGCGGUGCAUGGGUAUAGAGUUGUGGAGAGGGAGGGGCCGUAG